Molecule: messenger RNA, 1757 nt
Organism: Alternaria alternata
Lineage: Eukaryota; Fungi; Ascomycota; Dothideomycetes; Pleosporales; Pleosporaceae
Product: 26S proteasome subunit P45
Exons: 3
Coding region: 1-1383 (460 amino acids)
Biological process (GO): proteasome-mediated ubiquitin-dependent protein catabolic process
Cellular component (GO): proteasome regulatory particle, base subcomplex
Molecular function (GO): ATP binding; ATP hydrolysis activity; proteasome-activating activity
Source: RefSeq, a predicted model, not a curated record
AUGUCUACACUCGAAGAUCUCGACGACAUCGAGCGCCACGAGAAGGAAGAGAAGAAGGACGAUGAUAAGAAAGACGGAGACAAACAAGGAAAGAAGGCCGAUGGCGAUGCAGAGAUGGAGGAUGCAGAGCCAGAGGAGGAGCAGCUCGACGAGGAGAUCCUCAACUCAAGCACACGAGACAUCGUUGCACGAAGGCGGUUACUGGAGAAUGACAUGCGCAUCAUGAAGAGCGAGUACCAACGACUCACACACGAAAAGGCCUCAAUGAACGAGAAGAUCAAGGACAACCUAGAGAAGAUCGAGAACAAUAGACAACUGCCCUAUCUCGUUGGAAACGUCGUCGAGAUUCUCGAUCUGGACGUCACCGAAGAAGCCGCUGAGGAGGGAGCAAACAUCGAUUUAGACGCCACCCGCGUCGGCAAGUCGGCCGUUAUCAAGACCUCUACGCGACAGACCAUCUUCUUGCCCCUCAUCGGACUAGUCGAUCACGAGAAGCUCAAGCCCGGUGACCUCAUUGGUGUGAACAAGGACUCAUACCUCGUUCUCGAUACAUUACCCGCAGAGUACGACAGUCGGGUGAAGGCUAUGGAAGUUGACGAGAAGCCGACUGAGAAGUACACUGAUGUCGGAGGUCUGGACAAGCAGAUUGAGGAGCUUGUCGAGGCUGUAGUCUGGCCUAUGAAGGAGGCUGAGCGAUUCAAGAAGAUUGGCAUCAAGGCGCCAAAGGGUGCACUGAUGUACGGCCCUCCUGGUACCGGAAAGACUCUUCUCGCGCGAGCCUGCGCUGCGCAAACCGACGCCACGUUCCUCAAGCUCGCCGGUCCACAACUCGUACAGAUGUUUAUCGGUGACGGUGCAAAGUUGGUCCGUGACUGCUUCGCUCUGGCGAAAGAAAAGGCCCCCUCAAUCAUCUUCAUCGAUGAGUUGGAUGCCGUCGGUACAAAGCGAUUCGAUUCCGAGAAGUCCGGAGACAGGGAAGUUCAGCGAACCAUGUUGGAGUUGCUGAACCAGUUGGAUGGUUUCGCCUCAGACGACCGUGUUAAGGUCCUUGCUGCGACGAACCGAGUCGACGUCUUGGAUCCCGCUCUGCUACGUUCUGGACGUCUGGACAGGAAGAUCGAAUUCCCGCUACCCAACGAGGAGGCUCGUGCACAGAUCAUGCGCAUCCACUCGCGGAAGAUGACGGUUGACGACGCUGUCAACUGGCAAGAGUUGGCGCGUAGUACCGACGAGUUCGGUGGUGCGCAGCUGAAGGCUGUGUGUGUCGAGGCUGGUAUGAUCGCUCUCCGGACUGGUCACCAGAAGAUUAGUCACGAGCAUUACGUUGAUGCUAUUGCUGAGGUGCAGGCUAAGAAGAAGGACACGGUCAACUUCUACGCUUAAGGUGUGGUUGAAUGGUGGUGGCUUGCACUCGAAUGCCAGGCUUGUAAUAAUACUUAGACCUUCAGCAUAGUACCAUAGCGGGAAUGACGAUUACGAAUAACAAGGUUGGGUCGCAGUCAUCUAGCGUGACUUUUGGGUUGGAUGCCUCGUGAACAGCACACUUCAUGAAGAACGAGGGCCGCACACAGUACGCCUACUUCUAUCAUGAUACUCACGAUGACUGAAUCAGUUUCCAACACGACAGUCACCCGAAAAGAAUGUGACAGAAUGAAAGCUGACAUUUGCAGGACCUGGGUGGAUGACAAUCACCGCGUGCUGGAGCAUCACACAAGCACUACGCCUCAACGACAUCUGCUUCUUGCUUAUGAUUAUCA